AUGGCACUUCGUCCUUCCUCUGCUCCACAGCGCGUCCCUCUGCCGUCUCCUCCUGCGUCCUCUCUUCCUGAGAUUCCUGACCCUGAGUCUGAUUGUGUUCGUGUUGCGAGCCCCACUAUCACGCGUCUCCAGGAAACUGUUGUCACUGACUUGUCAUUUGAGUCCACUGCUGCGUCUGCUUUAGUCGCUGAGCUUAUCAACUUUACUGCUGCGUGUCGUCUAGACUACGCCGCCAGUCUUGUUGCAGAGUCUGAGUCUGUCUGUCCUCCGUCAGUCGGGGGUGAGUGUGCUCUUAGCACGGACGUCCUUGAGGACAGGCAGGAGGACUUUGAGUCUCUUGCGGCUGUUAUACCUCAUCUCGUGGCCUGGCUGCUUGCACCUGAGGGAGACCCAGAUGCACUGGACAUCCCGACCCCGCGCUCUUACACAGAGGCGAUCUCGGGUCCCUACUCCUCUCAGUGGCAGACACCCAUAGAUGCAGAGAUGGCAUCCUGGAAUUCCACAGGCACCUACGUCGACGAGGUUCCCCCUCCUGGGGCGAACAUAGUCGAUGGCAUGUGGAUUUUCAGGGUGAAGCGGCCGCCGGGUUCUCCGCCUGUCUUCAAGGCUCGUUACGUUGCACGAGGCUUCAGUCAGCGGCAGGGAGUUGACUUCUUCCAGACCUUCUCCCCCACCCCGAAGAUGACCACUCUUUGGAUAUUGCUACACGUUGCCGCUCAGCGUGACUACGAGCUUCACUCUCUUGACUUAAGCAAAUCUUUCUUGCAGGGCAGCGUGCACGAGGAGAUCUGGCUGCGCCGCCCACCUGGCUUCACUGGGUCGUUCCCUCCUGGUACCCAGUGGAGCCUCCGGCGGCCAGUCUACGGUCUUCGCCAGGCGCCUCGUGAGUGGCACGACACACUGAGGACGACACUUGUGGCUCUUGGGUUUACUCCCUCCACUGUUGACCCGUCGCUGUUUCUUCGCACCGACACUUCUCUGCCGCCGUUCUGUAUCAAUUGA
Messenger RNA from Closterium sp. Yama58-4, 1002 nucleotides. NCBI's taxonomy places the organism in Eukaryota, Viridiplantae, Streptophyta, Zygnematophyceae, Desmidiales, Closteriaceae. The record is from the annotation of a GenBank genome assembly.